Prosopis cineraria is the source of this 1772-nucleotide messenger RNA. RefSeq lists its product as uncharacterized. The transcript has a single exon. The record is from RefSeq and is a predicted model, not a curated record. NCBI's taxonomy places the organism in Eukaryota, Viridiplantae, Streptophyta, Magnoliopsida, Fabales, Fabaceae. The coding region runs from base 533 to 1174 and encodes 213 amino acids.
UGUUUCCUACGUGGCGAGCUAUAAAUGGUAAACUCUUCCCUUUACUUUCUCUCUUCCGCUGCAUCUCUCUCUCCCCUCUUUCACAGUCCACCUUUGAUUCGAUGCUUUUGCUUUCUCCACCAAGCUUCACCAUCAGAACAUUCCUUUGAAAUUUGUCAAAAGAUUUUCGCUUCACUCACUUUCUUACUCUUUCUCAGUUGUUAUCAAGGCCGCCAUUUUCGUCGCCCACAAUCUAAAGCUCAUAUCUUUUUCGGCCACAAAAUUUAAAAAAAAAAAAAAGGUUUUGUUUUCUGUAAUGCAUUUGAAAGUUCAAACUCUUCUUUCCGUUAGGGUUUUGGGUCAUAGAAGCCUCGCAUUGAAUUCCCAGUAGUCUACUUUGUCAAGCGAAAAUUUUGAGCUUAGAGUAGUUUAGUUUCUCUUUGGCCAUAUAUUUUUUUUCCAAUUCUUUGUGUGCAGCCGGGAAUUUGAAUUUCAUAUUCAACAUUGACUUGAAAUUUCUGGAAGAAGCUUCUGAAAGAGAGAAUUUCUCGCAAUGUCGGGCCCACCCAGAGUUCGAUCCAUGAAUGUUGCCGACUCCGAGUCCCGGCCGGUGCUUGUUCCCGCCGGCAACAAAGCUCGGACCACCGACGGACGGAAACCAGCUUCGAAACCUGUCAAGAAACCAGAGCAGACGAUUCAAGAACCGGAGGCUAAGGAGAAGAAGCCAACUGCGCGUUCAAAUCCGCAAUGCGUUUCAGUACCGACGAUUUUGAAGCGGCAGGAUCAUCAUCAAGGCGUACUCAGUUUGUCAAUGAACGCUUCCUGCUCAUCUGAUGCGUCGUCAACGGAUUCUUCAACUCACAGUUGGGCGUCGUCAGGUGGGAAGGUGGUGCGGCGUACAAGGGAGCCAUUGAAGAAAAAGAACUCUGGUUCGAAGGCGGAGAGGUGUGAAAAGGUUGGGGCAGAUAAUGUGGCUGUUCCUGAUACUGUCCUGGCAGAUUCAACUGAUAGUUUGGAGGGCAAGAAAAGGUGUGCUUGGGUUACACCUAAUACAGGUAUCUUGAUUCCCUGGCAUUUGUUUAAAGUAUUGUGCUUUUCUCUCUUUUGGCCAACAAAAGUAUCGAGCUGUUGUAUCAUUUGUUUAAGGCUUCAUGUUCAUUGUGAUUUUCGGCACUUUAAAGUUGGGAGGGAGUAACCCUGACACAACUCUUUCUUAUGGACGAAGAAUGAGGACAUUGAAUUAGACAUGAUUAAAGUUGCAAUUGAUUGCAAUGUGGAAAAUGAAAAAUUUUACUAUAGACGAGUAUAAUUCUUAUAAGUCUCGCUUCCACAUCUUUUCAUUCGGUAAAUCAACUAGUCGUUGGUCACCAAAAGGAUUUGGAUUGCUGACCCUUUUACAUGACAUGAUUCAGCUUCACACUGCCAUCGUAAAUGACAGAGUUAAUUUUCCAUGCUUAGUUUUACGACAUCCAAUUCAAAACAGUCGCAAAGCUGUAUCCUGAAUCUGGUAGCUUUCAGGUCUAACAUAACAUCAAAUAUUGUCCCAUGUGAUUCUAAAGUAUUUUUGUGUCUAAUGAAGAGACCAUAUAGUCUCUAGCUAAUGUAUAUAUGUCAUUCACUAACUGUGAUCACUAUAUUAUGGUGGAUUUUCUGCUGUUCUUCCCAAUUUAAGACCAAGAGGUGCAUUUUCUAGCUCUUGUUUGCCCGAUGCAUGCGCUCACUAAUGAUGAAUUAUGGAUGUUAAACUUUCAUAAUCUACAUCAGCAUUAAGUUUAAGCAAUGAGUUUUGAUGA